CCGUUUCUAAAAUAUCUUCCCAUCCUUUCCAUACUCCAAUUCUCUUAAUAUCUCCUCUUUGUUGUUCAUCAUUUUGAUGGCAGCUUAUAGUGCUGUAAUUUCUCUUCUUCAAACUCUUGAGCAAAGAAAUACAAAACUCAUUAUUCAAAAUCAAACUGCUAAAGCACUUGAAUCUAUUCAUGCUACUGCUCAAUAUUUUCAUGAUGUUCUUGAAGAGGCUAGCUAUAACAGAAGGCCAACUUUUGACCCUGAAAAGACCAAAUCAUUGGAGGAAGUAAUAAGAGUUGCUGCUACUGAUGCAGAGGAUGUUGUUGAGCUGAAGUUUGGUCAGUUCAUCAAAGUCUCCAGGUGGACAUUUGGAAUGUUACCGCAUUGGGAUUUGCUACCCCUUGUUGAAAAAAUGGACACAACAAAGAAACAAGUGAUGGAGAUUCUUGAAGUAUCCGGGGAUUUGGGGAUUGACACUUCUUUUACAAGUUAUGCAUUGGUGUCCGAUCAGUUGGGAGACGAUGUCGUGCACGGACUUGACGAUGACUUGGAGAUCAUAGUUAAUAGAUUGACAGGACCAUCGACGGAUUUAGAUAUUGUUACAAUAACAGGCAUGGGUGGCAUUGGCAAAACAACACUCGCUAAAAAAGCUUAUGAUCAUUUCCCAAUCAGGUAUCGUUUUGACAUUCUUGCUUGGGUUACAGUAUCUCAAGAAUUUCGAGGUAGAAAUGUGUACUUGCAAGCUUUACAUUGCAUUUCAAAGCAAAAAGAUAGUGUAAACGAAAAAGAUUAUGAUAAGAUGGAUGAGAGUGAGUUAGCUGACUUGUUGCAAAAGAACCUUAAGCGUCGAAGAUAUCUUGUUGUUGUUGAUGAUAUUUGGAGGACAGAUGUUUGGGAUCGUAUAAGAAGAAUAUUUCCUAGUGACAACAACGGGAGUCGAAUCUUAUUGACUACUAGAGAAACUGAGGUAGCGAUGUAUGCAAGUACUAGUAGCCCUCAUGAGAUGAACCUUUUGACUUUAGAAAACAGUUGGAAGUUACUUUCUCAUAAGGUGUUUGGACCAAAACAUGAUCAUCCUCCUGAAUUGGAAGAUACUGGAAAGGAAAUAGUCAAGAAAUGCCAAGGUCUACCCUUAACAAUUUCAGUGAUUGCGGGACAUCUUUGUAAAAUGUCCAGGACACUAGAAGGUUGGAAGGAUGUUGCCCGAACAUUAAGCGAAGUCAUUGCUACUCAUUCAGAUAAAUGCUUAGAAGUGGUCGGUUUAAGUUAUCACCACUUGCCUAAUUGCCUCAAACCUUGUUUUCUUUCUAUGGCUGGUUUUCUGGAGGAUUUUCAGAUUGACACUCGUAGAUUGAUCCAAUUAUGGAUCGCAGAAGGUUUCAUAAAGUCUUCCGAAGGUGGUAAAAGUUUGGAGGAAGUGGCAGCCGAUUAUUUGGAGGACCUUAUUAGCAGGAACUUGAUACAGGCUAGAAAAAGGAGAUUCAAUGGUGAGAUAAAAACAUGUGGAAUACAUGAUCUACUGCGUGAGUUUUGUUUGAUAGAAGCUGAAAUGACAAAGCAUAUGCAUGUUGAAAGAACUUACCCAACUCUUCAAACACAAAAGCAUAAUGUUCGUCGCUUCAGUUUUCAAGCCUUAUCUUAUUCAGUUGAUGAUUGCUGUAAGCUAUUACCACCUGUUACCAAAUCUAUCUACUUAUUUUCUCUUUUGAAUCUACCUUAUAGACCCCGUAUUAAGCUUGAGAUAUUGCCCAUCUAUCGUCGUAAUCCUGUAAUACAUGAUUUUUUCUCUCGUUUCAACCUUCUCAGGGUAUUGGCUAUACUCAAUACAAAUGUAAUGUUCAGAUCAUUUCCACUUGUGAUUACAAAGUUGUUUCACUUGAGAUACCUCCAAAUUCAAUUUGAUGGAGAUAUUCCUAAAUCGAUCUCAGAACUUCAGAAGUUGCAAUUUCUAAUUUGUAGUGGUUAUCCUGAGAAUGUAACUUUACCUGAGAAGAUAUGGAUGAUGAAGAACUUCAAGUGUAUAAGCCUGGCUAGGAGAGCCACUUAUUUACCGAGUCCUAGAAGAGAAAGUAUUCUAAAUAAGCAUCUCGUGACAUGGAUGCCAAAUCUUGAGGGAUUUUUCGGUCUUUCCUACGCCAGUUGUACAAAUGAAGUGUUUUCUGGCAUUCCCAAUCUUAAGAGAUUGAUCAUUCGUGUACCUUUUAGCCUAGGAAACCGAAUUCCCUAUCGGCCCAUGGAUAUGUCUAGCUUGGGGAAGCUCGAAGCAUUCAAGUUUUACGGGCUACAUUCUUUGGAAAACCCCAUCAAGAGUUUUGUUUUUCCAACAUCACUUAGGAGAUUGUCUUUAACUUGGCUUAAAAAUUUUAUUUGGGAAGACAUAUCAUCAACUGUUAUCAUGUUGCCACAUCUUGAAGAGCUCAAACUUAAACGUUGUCGAGCCUGGUAUGGUGAAUGGAGAUUCAGCGAUAAAGACAAAUUCAGAAGCUUGAAGUUGCUGUUACUGAGAAGCGUAAAUCUUAGACAUUUGGAAGCUAGCAGUGAUAACUUCCCAAAUCUAAAACAUCUUGUCCUGAAGGAAUGCAACAUACUGGAAGAAAUUCCGAUUGAUUUUGGGGAAAUUUGUACUUUGGAAUCAAUUGAGUUACACGAUUGCAGCGCUACUGCUGAGGAUUCUGCAAGAGAGAUUGAACAAGAACAAGAGGACAUGGGUAAUAGUUCCCUUAAGGUCUACAUCCAUCAGAGGCGGAACCAGCCUAGUCAUAGGGGGUUAGUCCGAACCCCUUCGAUGGAAAAUUAUACUAUUAAUACAUGAUUAAAAUGAUUUUUUAUGUAUAUAUUGUAGAUGUUGAAGCCCCUUUGGUGAGUUUUUCUUCAGAUUUUGAACGCCUCAGCAUAAAUCCUGUAUCGGCCUCUGAUAUCCAUGAUAGUCGCAGGAAUUGAAGCUUAUUUUGAGGGACCAUCUAAUGCUACCGUAGAAAUGCAUAUAUUUUGAAAAGAUGCUUGGUGAAUGGAUUAUGAUGAUAUAUUAAGGAUAUACAAGCUUCAAAUCAAGUGGAAACAACUCAAGAAGGCUCGGAAUGCUCAACAAAAGCACAAGACGCAAGUUGGACCCCUGAAAAGUAUUGGGCGAGUGUAGACUGUACAGGUGGCCAAUGGAGAAGUUCAAAAUACCACUGGAUUCAGAAGAGGCCCAAGUGUUUGGAAAUAUGGCGCGUGUAGCUUAAUUUGGAGUUUAAGGAGGCCUCGCGAUGCGUUGAAAUCGCAAAUAGCUACUGGAAUUUGACAGAUUUUUUGACAAUUGUGAAUUUGCAUGUCUCUGCGUCGCGCCGAUGCCCAAGAUCGGGAUAAUUUUGCCCAGCUGAAGUAAAAUAGCGUGGAAACCCAAUUCAAGUCGGUUUAUGACUUGUAUACUAUAAGUAUAAGGUCCCAAACUCCGUUUUAAUCAUCUUGGGAACUCUUGGAAACCCUAGAUCAACUUGGAACAUCAUUGGAGGAUACCACAACUUCUUUUUAGGUUU
This is a messenger RNA of Capsicum annuum, 3506 nucleotides long. Its product is annotated as putative late blight resistance protein homolog R1A-3. Bases 77 to 2800 code for a protein of 907 amino acids. Gene Ontology annotation, molecular function: ADP binding. Lineage: Eukaryota; Viridiplantae; Streptophyta; Magnoliopsida; Solanales; Solanaceae. The transcript has 3 exons. Gene Ontology annotation, biological process: defense response to other organism. The record is from RefSeq and is a predicted model, not a curated record.